Molecule: messenger RNA, 1526 nt
Organism: Menidia menidia (Atlantic silverside)
Lineage: Eukaryota; Metazoa; Chordata; Actinopteri; Atheriniformes; Atherinopsidae
Source: the annotation of a GenBank genome assembly
AAAAAAAAAAGAAAAAAAAAACCUUGUGCAACAUAAUCCUUCGCAGCAGUGAAUUUGAUGCCAGAUCGGGGACAAAGGAGCAGCAAAGUUGCGCGGUGAGCAGCUCCGGGCUGGAAUAAGAGGCUUUAACGCACUGGCGCUGGCGGCGUCAGCCACGUUUCCUCACACAUUUGAACGGGAAACUGGGAUUUUCUGCAAGCACGGCGUUUUGACAGGGAACUUCUCGUUGCGUCCUAACUGAUGAUUUUAUAUUUGGACCCGUGCUGUCAGCCUGUAACGGGUUUCUACCAAAUAUAGCCGCCGUGGGAGCUGGAGCGCCCUUGAGGAGAGGAGCUGGAUUUGAUAUUCACACCGCUGCCAAAGUUUCUAAUUAAAACGCUGAGAUCCUUUCGAUCUUGCGGGGUAUUUGCAGGCCAACUCUUUUUUUCUUUUUUUAAAAACUCUAAUCGGAUAAUUAUACAUCUCAAUUGGCCCGUUUUUUCCUACCUUGGCGCAUGUUUAUCAAAGCCGCCCAACAGUAGCCAUUUUUAAGUCUCCGAUUUUCCUGAAGCUGCUCAACCUGCUCUGCGCCUCAUCCUUAACCUGUGUGCGCGCACACAUCAUUGCACAAUUUCCCUUUUUCCUCUGCCCGUUGCUCUCGACCUGAGCGGGACCGCUGCGUGCCUGGGGACGCGGUGCCAUGGCGCGGAUGCUGAUCGUCGCCGUCUGCCUGUUGGCUCUCGGCAUGGCGGUGGGCAGGGCUGGGGCUGAGGGUGGAAACCAGCAAGCCAAGGCGGAGAGCCCGCCGGUGGUCACCCUGCAGACCCUGAUCGCGGGAUCCUGUCAGGAGAUCCAGCGUUACGCGGAGUCGGUGCUGGGAGCCGGCGUGAUCCGUUCAGCUGCCGAGUUUUUGGAGACGGUGAUCCGAUUCCUGGCUGAAGGAGCGGCCAGCGGCCUGAAUGUCAUCGCCGUUUACGUCACAGAGAUCCUCAGGGUCACGGGAUUCGAUGUUGCGCUGACACUGCCCCGCUUCACUCCGGAGGGCGUGACCGCCGUGGCCCAGUGGGGUCUGGUGGCCCUCAUCGGCUACUGGGUCCUGACCGUCGUCCUCCGUCUGCUGAUUGGUGUGGUAAAGCAGGUGUUCUGGGUGGUGAAGACGGUGCUGGCGCUCUGGUUGUUCGGACUGAUCGUGACCGACAAGCACGCCGCCGCGGACACCACGGCCGUGCGAUUGGGCGGCCUGGUGCUCACAUGCGUCCUGUUGACUCUGCUUACCUCUGGCUCCGAUAAGCCCCGUGCGGUGGAGGACCGCCUGGACAGCCUGGAGGGGCGUCUGAAGGCGGUGGAGAAGAAAAAAGGGGAAUAGGGAUGAUGGAUAAAAGUGAUGAUGGUAAAAUAGGCCGAGAAAGUGGCAACACUAAUGAUUAAUGUAUCUGUGAGAGAUGUUGGGAAAUAAAGUAAUCUCUGGGAUUUUUAAUCAGAUAGGCUUUUUUUGUUCAUUUCCUCACAUGGCAAGAAACAAUAACAAGCAGCUGAUUCGAAUCACA